GAGGUUAUGUUAUGUGUCAAAGUGUGUCAUUUUUCCGGGCAGCCAUUCGCCACGUAAUUUCCCCAAAUCUCCGGUAAAUCUCAAGUUUUUCACUAAAACCCAGAAUGGACUCCAUGGUGAGAUAUUUGUCCCCAAUCAAUCCAACAGUCUUUCCUCACCUGGCCACGGUUCUCCUGGUAAUUGGAACCUUCUUCACUGCCUGGUUCUUUGUUUUUGAAGUGUCCAGACCCAAAGAUUCCUCCGGCAAUGGCCAUUCAGGAAAAUUCUCCAAGGAUGGUGUAAUUUUCAAGGAACUCCUCAUCAGUCUUUUUGCAUCGAUUUUCCUCGGUUUUGGAGUUUUGUUUAUGAUGCUCUCAGUUGGUAUUUACGUUUAGAAAAAGAACAUUCUCAAAUAAAACAAAUUAAGAAAAUCA
Phlebotomus papatasi is the source of this 413-nucleotide messenger RNA. It is a transcript of the gene kud, whose product is annotated as transmembrane protein 258. The record is from RefSeq and is a predicted model, not a curated record. The transcript has 2 exons. NCBI's taxonomy places the organism in Eukaryota, Metazoa, Arthropoda, Insecta, Diptera, Psychodidae. Gene Ontology annotation, cellular component: membrane-bounded organelle. Bases 105 to 374 code for a protein of 89 amino acids. Gene Ontology annotation, biological process: protein N-linked glycosylation.